AUGAGCCGGGGCUGGUGGAAGUGCGGCGCAUGUCAGGGGCUGUGGCUGGUGGCAUUUAUAGUCUGCGGCGUGCUGGCCACAUGCGACGCUAGAAUUCUCUCCGGGCGCGAACGAGGUCUCGCGGGCGCGCGUGCCGGCGCGGCCCCCGCCUGGUUCCCCGCCGUAGCUCCCGCAGCGCGGCACCCGCUGCAGAGCGACACGACGCCGCCCGCGAACGCGACGGCCAACACGACCGCGCCCGCGAACACCACGGACGCGCCAACGACGGCGCCGGCCGCGAGCGCCGCCGCAGCGAACGGCACUAGCAACGACACGGCAGCAACCACGACGCCGGCAGCGACAACAACAGCGCCCGGCGAGACCACGACGCCGCCGGCGACGACCGACGCGGCAACGACCACGCCGGCCGCCACGACCACCGAGGCGGCCACGACGCCGGCCGCCACGACCGCGGAAGCCACGACGGACCCCGCGGGCGCCGGGAACACCCCUGCCGCGACGACGGAGCCGGGCGGGGGGGACGCGACGACGCCGGCCGCGACGACGGAGCCGGGCGCCGCCGGCGGCGGCGGCGGCGGCGGCGGCGGCGGCGGUUCGAAGGUGAGCGACGAGGCGCGGACGGCGAUCAUCGUGAUCGCGGUGGUGUCGUUCGCGGGGCUGGCGUUCGUGGGGGUGCGGCGGGGGAUGCAGGCGUGGCGGAAGCGGCGGUAUCCGCCGUCGCUGUACGUCGGGGAGCUGGAGAUGACGGACGGGCCAAUGCUGGGGGACCGGGGGGAGUGGACGGCGGCGAACGACGGGGACGAGCGCGGGCCGCUCGGGAACCGGUACUGA
Molecule: messenger RNA, 831 nt
Organism: Pedinophyceae sp. YPF-701
Lineage: Eukaryota; Viridiplantae; Chlorophyta; Pedinophyceae
Source: the annotation of a GenBank genome assembly